GGCGAAUGUUGGGACGAUUAAUUUCGUUGUCAGGUAACUGUCAAAAACAGGCUAACGCGGAGUGCUAUUCGUUCACAGCAUCGACGAUAUUUUCCCGCAAAUCUGUAUUUACUAAUUGCGAUACAUCAUGGCAUUCCUCGAGUGGAGACGCAUCAAUUUCUUCGACCUUAAAAAAGAGGUUGACGGUGGAAAGAUAGCCGAAGCUCUCAAAGAGGCUCAAGUUACGGCAGCUACAAGCGGUAACAGCAACAUAGUUUUCGGAGACGACAACGGCAUGGUGCAUUUAGUGAACAGGACUUACGAUGUUACCAGUUUUCAUGCGUACGAGAUCACGUUAACAUUAGCCCAACUGAUUCAACAUUCCAAUUACUUGUUUACUAUUGGCGAAGAUGAGAAAGGUUGUAAUCCUACGAUAAAAGUCUGGAACUUAACCAAACUAGACAAACACGACAAUCCGACGUGCAUUCGUAUAAGUAGAGCCAUACCUGGCUACAGAGCAGUUCCGGCGACUGCUUUGUACGUUCACAGUAAUCUCACUUUAAUGGCCGUGGGUUUUGGGGAUGGCUCCAUUAUGCUUUAUAGAGGCGACUUGACCAGGGAAAGAAAGAACAAAAUAAAGGUGUUGAAAGACACCAAUAUCUCCAUCACUGGCUUAGGGAUAAGAUCUACAGGCAAACAGAAUCAUUUGUUCGUUGCUACGCAUAGCAGUGUCUUUUUAUAUAAUAUCACUACCAUGGACAAAGAAAUUAAAUUCCCUUUGGACGUUGUGGGCUGCGCUAGAAAAUGUAGCAUUCUCACGGAGUCUAUGCAGGAUAGUCACUUCAUGAUCGGUCACAACAAAGCGAUCUAUUGUUAUACACCGGAUGGCAAUGGACCUUGUUAUCCGGUGGGGGGCCAAAAAGUAAUGUUGGAAUGGUUCAGAAAUUAUAUAGUAAUCGUAGCGAAGGAAGCAGUCAACGUUCCAAGAACAACGACUACCAUUUCUGCGAAACCAAGCCCUAUAGAACCGAUACCGCCAGGAGUGGAUAAACAUAUGAUCACAGUGAUCGAUAUACAGAAUAAGUUCAUUGCUUUCUCUUCAUCGAUGGUGUCCGUGCAAGCAGUGGUAUCAGAAUGGGGCGGGUUUUUCAUACUCAGCGGUGAUAAAAAGCUUUACCACUUGGAUGAGAAGGAUUUACAGUCGAAAUUGGCAUUACUUUUUAAAAAGAACUUAUACGAUGCGUCUAUAAGAAUAGCUAAAAAUCAACAAUACGAUGCCGAAGGUCUCAUCGAUAUAUUCCGACAAUACGGGGACCAUUUGUAUUUGAAAGGAGAUCAUAAUGGCGCCAUAGAGCAAUACAUUAAAACUAUAGGCAAACUGGAGCCCUCGUACGUGAUCAGAAAAUUUUUAGACUCCCAACACAUCGAUCAUUUAACAACUUAUUUGCAAGCUUUGCAUAAAAAUGGACACGCGACGGGAGAUCAUACCACUUUGUUGUUGAACUGUUACACGAAAUUGAAUCAUACUGAUAAAUUGAAAGAGUUCAUCAUGACGAAAGACAGAGAGGUCGAUUUUGACGUAGAAAUUGCGAUAAAAGUCUGUCGUCAAGCGUCGCCGGAAGAUGCGCUGCUUCUUGCGCAGAAGCAUGCGCGACACGAAUGGUAUCUUCGUAUUCAAAUUGAAGACAAACACGAGUACGAGAAAGCAUUGGAGUACAUAGCAACUUUGGAGUUCGAGGAAGCAGAGUCCAAUAUGAAGAAAUAUGGCAGCGUUCUCAUAGAAAAUGUGCCAAACGAGUCUACGCAGUUUUUAAAAAGUUUGUGUACCAAUUACAGGCCUUCCAACAAACCGCUUGUGGAUCAGGAAACUUUAGAUGGCACUACCAGCCAACACGUUGACAAAGCUAACCCCGAAGACUUCAUUCACCUGUUUUUAAAUAAUUCUGAACGACUGGUUGAAUUCUUGGAACAUUUAGUAAAACUUGACGCCAAGUGGAGUACUUUGGUGUACAAUACGUUAGUGGAACAUUACCUACACGUGUGGUCAGCCUUGGACACCGAUGUUGCCAAAGUGCAGUUCGAACAGAAAAUUGUUCGACUUCUGCAAAACUCAGAAGCGUGUUACGACAAGGAUCAAAUAUUAAUUCUGUGCCAUCAGCAUAACUUCAGACGCGGUCUGCUCUUUCUUUACGAAGAAAGCAAACUGUACGUUGAAGUAGCUCGUGUGAUAAAUAAGACCGUAUUUAGAAAUGUUGUCUUACGGAUUGUGUUUGUCGGUAGAUAUCAGGAAAUAUUGCAGUUUCAUUUACGAGAAGCGGACAGCGAACAAAUUUUAGCUACUUGCAAACGGUUUGGCCAUCAGGAUCCAAAUUUGUGGGUUCAAGCUUUGUGGAGCGUCGCUAGGAACAAAAAUGCUUCGCUCAAGCUCCUCGCAGACAUACUGGAAAAUAUAGAACAAGAGAGACUUUUGCCGCCAUUGAUGGUGAUCGAUGCAAUUUCAACUUCGCUAUCCUGCACCUUCGGCGAUGUUAGAACUUAUUUAAACAAUGUGUUACGAACAAAUCACGAACAGACGCAGGCAGAUAUCGAUUUAAUCGAAAAGUAUCGUACGGAUACUUUAAAAAUACGCGAACAAAUAGAGUCGAUAAAAAAUAACACGAUAAUUUUCCAAGGAUCGCGUUGCAGCGCGUGUCAUCGUCAAUUGGAACUACCAUCGGUGAAUUUCAUGUGCCAGCAUUCGUAUCACCAACAUUGCUUUCAAAGUUACUCCGAGAACGAGAACGAGUGCCCAGUUUGUUUACCAAACAAUAAAAAGUACCUAGACGUAAUAAAAUCACAGGAACAAUCGAAGGAUCUUCACGAAAUAUUUCACAGGCUGCUUGAUCGCGCGGAUGAUCCAUUUUCAUUGGUCGCCGAAUACUUUGGCCGAGGAGUUUUCAAAAAAUUAACGGUGAUCACCGAUACGGACAAACCGUUAUCUACUUCGUCCACGAAAUUUGAAGAACCAAAGUUGAAUUACGGGCCAGGAGCAGAAGCCAAAAUUAGGUUAACGGAGGGGAAGAAUUCAACAUUAGGAAACACCGAUGUUCGUCGACCUCAAGACAACUACUCCGUAGCAGCGAACGAUCGUUUACGAUCAUUUCCAAGGUCAGACGUUCAUUCUUCGUCGUCGGAAGCAAAUACCUCUGGCGUGGUACCUACUUCCCGAGGGAAUUCAACGAAAGUUUCCUCGGUGCCCAUAAAGGAAGCCCGGAUUUUAAAUAGCACGACACCGAAAUCAUCGCCGAUUCAGAAGUCUUUCGUGCCGCCAACAUCGCCGAUCGUACCGUUUAAACCGUCCAAAACGAACGAGUACGACGAAUCAAAAAAUCCUUUCUUCGGAGAUGACGACGUUAAUGCCAUUGACAAUGACGAGUACGACGACGAUGACGACGAUUACUACAACAAAAACCUAAAUCCUUUCACUAGAUAAACUGCGUUUAUUUUAUCCAACUACUAUAAAUCUCAUAAACGAACAGUAAGUGAAUUAAACGUUAUUACGCAGACCAAGAACUGUCAAAGCUUGUAAAGAAAACUAGACGUCGUAAACAUUAUUAUUAUUAUGCGCAUUGUAAAUUAACUCGAUAUAAUUUAGCGUCGAUUAGCGUGAAUAUAACUAUUAUUCCCCAUCGUUCUCAUCAUCCGAAUCUAUUACGAAUUUUGUAUUAUUUUUUAACUUUUUUCAUAUACACAUCAAACGAUAAUCUUUUGGUGCUUCGCGUGGUAUUGUAAAAUGUGACAUUCUCUCGUCGACCGAUGGGAAUUUAUCCCCAGAAAGCACGAGGGGCGUAUAAAUGUAUAUUAAACAGUUACUUGUAUAUAUUGCUUCGUAUCAUGUUUUACGUCACCAACAUAUAUCCACAAAAUAUAUAUUAGGUUAUU
Molecule: messenger RNA, 3900 nt
Organism: Colletes gigas
Lineage: Eukaryota; Metazoa; Arthropoda; Insecta; Hymenoptera; Colletidae
Gene: Vps11
Product: vacuolar protein sorting-associated protein 11 homolog
Exons: 15
Coding region: 128-3451 (1107 amino acids)
Biological process (GO): intracellular protein transport; vacuole organization; endosome organization
Cellular component (GO): HOPS complex; endosome
Molecular function (GO): protein-macromolecule adaptor activity; protein binding
Source: RefSeq, a predicted model, not a curated record